GACUGUCCGUGAUUAAGUCAUUGUAACGACGGUUUUCGGCAUUUACCGCCUACAAAUGGCGUAUAUAGAUGACUGCGACGAGUACUUUAAUUUAUCAGGAAUAAAAUCAUUUGAUGAUUUUAGGCCUAUAGACUUUAACAUGACGAUGAACAGAUUCAGUGAUGUCUAUGUUUUAUAUUUGAAGAAAGUAUACAUCGCUCUGCUUGCAUUCGGCUUGGUCAACAAUGCGUUGUUUCUGUACGUUAUGUUCCGUGUACAACGUAUGCACAGCGGGACAAAUGCCUUACUGAGCAGCUUAGCUAUAUCUGAUAUGAUAUUUCUUUUCGUUGCCAUUGGUGAGAAGAUUGUUCGUUGUCACAGUAAUUGGUGUGUCUAUGAUGUCCGUAAUACGACAGUCUCAAUUUUGUCACAGAUUGUGAUUGAGACUUCGUACCAUGCGUCUUUGCUAUCAAUAACUCUAGUGGCGCAUGUGAGGUAUUCUUCUAUAUUCAAACAUCGUAUCGACAACAAUCCAUCUUUGAUGAGACAAAUUUUUAAACGAUAUCGAAUAACAUCUUUUUUCAAUCUCGACACAACGAAAAAACAAAUAUCAUUCGUCUGGAUUACUGGGUUCACUUUUGCACUGAUGCUACUACCAUUAAAAUUGAAUUUUAAAGUGAAUUGUCUAAUUUGGCCUGAUGAUGAUGUCUAUUCCGCAUAUCCUAUAGUUAGUGUGGAACUCCUUGAAGCAGACGGUAUUCUGUGGGCAUAUGGUUGCUUAAUGGAAGGGUUACCGUUUGCUCUUGCAUUUGUCUUUAGUUGCUAUUGCUACUUGAAGUUGAUUCGAGCAUACUCCGAUCACGUUAAACGAUCGGCUACCGAAGGAAGACAUAAACAACGGCGCCAUCGUUUGAGCACAAUGCUUGCCCUCAACAAUACCAUAUACUUCGUGUGUUUAGCACCUUACUGUGUGCCUUAUUUAAUCGGAGGUCUUAUAUAUUUCUUCAAUCAGACGGCAGGAAAAUCAUUGGUAGAUUACUUAAAAUUUGGAGGAAUAGUUGGCGAUUUCUUAGUCGGUGCUUUAUACCUUAAUGCUUCUAUUUCUGCGUCGUUGUACACAACAAUCAGCCCAAGCUACAGGCGUGCAUAUCGAGAAGCCCUAUGUUGUCAGAAUUCGUGAACUUUUUAAUGUCAAUGUUUAUCAAGAAAAGCAUAAAUAAUUGCAACCAAAGUAUAAUCAAAACCAAGUUCGUCGAUAAUUAGGGCAGAACAUAACAACUUAAUAAAAGGCCUGCCUUAAAAUGAGGAUGGGGGCGGGGUGGGGUGCAUCAGAUAAUUUCAAGCAGGACAUUGUGUAUUCGAUCGAUAUUAUUUGCGAAACCUGAAUAGGCUAUACGAUGUGAGGCGUUAGUAGCAGCUAUAAUAGGUUUUAUAUUGAAAACUUGGGCACGAACAACUUUAACUUUUUUAAUUCAAUUUUAUUUUAUAUUGUAUUGCGUCUCAUCAAUUUGUAUAUGAAAUGGUAUAACUUUUAGGCCUGCAUUUCGCAUUUUGAUGUAGAGUAUCUUAGUUUGUUUUGUACAGCAGAUUUGAUGCUACUUUAAAGUUAGUGGUUCACACAAGCCACACAAGAGAUGUUGCAUUGCGUUUUAGUCUAAAUUGCUCUUACGUUUAGUUGAGUAUCUAGGGGUGGCGAGAAUGCUACCCCAGUCUUCCCCAUUGAGAAUGUCCGAAGCAAAAAAAUCACGCUCAAAUUAGUAGCUGAAAAUCGAAAAAAUCGAACCCCCUCACCUCACCUUCGCGUCCCUUAUCAGACCUCCACCCACCCAAGACUCAU
Molecule: messenger RNA, 1816 nt
Organism: Anneissia japonica
Lineage: Eukaryota; Metazoa; Echinodermata; Crinoidea; Comatulida; Comatulidae
Product: apelin receptor-like
Exons: 1
Coding region: 56-1159 (367 amino acids)
Biological process (GO): G protein-coupled receptor signaling pathway
Cellular component (GO): plasma membrane
Molecular function (GO): G protein-coupled receptor activity
Source: RefSeq, a predicted model, not a curated record